CACUUAGCCUACUGUUUACUGUUUAAAAAAAAAAAAAGAAUAACUUUGUCGGGGAAUAAAGACCUAGGGUGACUAUCUGUUAAAAGACAGAUUUUCUGCUAUUUGAAACACAUGCUAAAUAUUUUUCAAACAUAAGUACGGUGUUUUCAGGUGCAUGUAAUGUGUGGGUCAAGGUGCAAGUGAGCUGGUAACUAAAGCAAAGCUAUGAAAACCACUUCCUCUUGAUGCUUCUGGUUGUUAGAGCUGCAACCUGCUGAAAGGCAUUCAAUAAUCUGUCACUACCUGUUCAUGAUCAACCUAUCCACUGUGGAAAUAGAGAUGGAAGAACACUGAACUCAGAAGUAUUAAAUGUGUUGCAGUUACUUCCAACACUUUUAAAGCAAUUUCACUGGGGGGGGGGAAAAACUGUUAAUGGAUUUUUGCACUUACUAUUCUUGUCUCUAUCAUAAUUGUGAUUAUCUGCAAUAUUUGCUGCCGACCACAGUGGCUUACUCAUGAUUUUAAGGGGCAGGGGGGGAAAAAAGGCACAAUUGCACAAAAGCCAGUGUCAUGGCAAUGCAUGUGUGUUCACUGCUUAAUACACUGCCAUGAAAGAGGAUAUUUCAUUGAGUUUUUCUGAGGGGCAUCAAAGAAAUCAGUCUUUUAGCACAUCUUAAACGUACACCUCUAUUUUCUGUCAUGUGAUCUGAAAACGUAUUGGAUUGGCAACACUUUGCUACUUUUUUUUUUUUUCCCAGAUGUUUCACCUCACUAAGCCAGAACAAAUGAACAGUCUGGUCUGUAGCCUAUAUUUAAUGGAUAUUGCUUAAAGACCUACUUACUUUGUGCAACAUAUACAUCUUAAGCAGAUUUACUGUUUCUGAAAUGAUAUCUCCAUAUCCUCAAUUAUAUUUAAAUGACUCCCUCAUAUUUAUUAAAGCAACACUCUGGCCUUUAGACAGAGUACAAAGCGGAAUCCAGAGAAAUCCAUUUGACCACUUUUUGUUAGGGAGUAUCUGUAUCAGUAUUCAUAAGCCUGUUACACUCGCCUUGUUGCUGGUCUUUUUUUAAAUUGGCUAAUUGCUCGACAAGUCCAAGAAAACAAAUGAAGGCAACACCUCCCUGAUAGCAAACAAACAAUGCGUUAUUUGGUAAUAAUAAUAAUAAUAAUAUUUAAUUUAAAAAAGCUUCAAGGCUAUGGUUAAGUCUGGCAUUGACUGUUGUUAAUUUAUGUUUGCUUAUAGGCCACUUUCCAUGUCGAUGAUAGACGGCUGUGCUAAAGACCAAAGCAGAAGACUUGGCAGUGAAGUAGGCUAAGUGGUAUUUCUUUAAACUGUCUCAGAAACAUCAUGCUACAUGAUUGAGAAGAUUUUUCUUUCACCGCAAGACUCCCUACGACACCUGAAGGCAACAGAGGCAGCCACUAAAUAACCGGACGGAAGGAGAAACUAGUAGUGCAUGGUCGUCUGUGUGCAGGAGGAGGAGGAGGAGGAGCCCGGGCUCCACCGCUCUGAUAACACACUGCUGCCUCGUAUCUGUUAUCUUCCGUUCCCCGCCGUCCGGGCAGCGGACCUCCUCCGGACCUCGACCAGGGUUUUAUUGAAUCCCUGUGAAACUUCAUCAAAAGCCGACGUGCUCCUCUAAUGGUUUCCCCGGGGAGACUCCCCGGCCACCACUCGACUUCACGGAAAAUAUCGGCCACCGGUUCUGGUUCUUAAAAAGUCAUGGAAACGUGGUUUUUGAAUCACGUCCUCAGUUUGUCUCUGUCGGUCCUCCUGGUGGGUCUACCGGGGCCCCUUGGUGGUGCGGGGACCCCCAGUAACAACAGCACGGACCCGGUGACGGCAGGAUUUUAUUUUUCAACCGGGGAGGAUGAACUCGGUAACAUGGAAAACAACGCAACUUCAUCCUCCAGCGAGACUUUAUCACCAUCACAGAGGAACAUCCUGCUCACACACACUGCUGCUGCUGCUGCUGCUGCUGGGAGCUCCGACACUGAGCAGACGCAGACCUUCACAGACACAAGCAGUCAAUCACUGGAGCCCAUCGUUCUGUCUACUGAGCCCCUCACCUCCACCCUUGUUGUAGCUACCACUGAGGCCAGCAGCAGCAGCAGCAGCAGCAGCAGCAGCAGGGACUGGAAAGACUCCACUAACACAGACCAGGUGCAAGACGCCUCCUCUGCUUGGUCCUGGAAGGACGCUCGAUCCAGGAUGUCUACAGAGGAGGACAGACUGCCCAGGGACAGUCCAGACACCACCCUCCGACUCGGAGACACCUCCACCACGCACACGGACAGCACCUUCACAUCAACCACCAUCGGCCGAGCUGGGGAGAGGACCUUGCUGUCUGUCACCUCCUCUUCCAGCAACAGUACCUCCUCUUUCUUUACAGAGGACGCCAACUCCGAUAGGCCUGUCUCUACUUCUGUCUCUAAUUCUGCUGAAACAGAGGACUACACACAAAAGGAGCCAUCCACCAGGACUGGCAGUGAAGACACAACAGACCAGCACAUGACCCACACCAUCAGGGGGAGGUUUUUAGAGACUGGGAGCCCAGGGUGGCCCAGAGAUAUCCAGAGUUUUAACAGACAACCCAAUAGCACCUGGCAUCAACAAAACUCGACAUCAGAGGACACCUCCGACUCAACACCACCUCUCAUAGUGACAGAGCCCGGCACUGAGCAAUCAGAAGUGUCGGUUUCCUCCUCCACUCCACCUCUCACCUCACCAGCUGAGGGUCUCACCAACAUUUCAGGGACAGAUCAGGAGUCGAGAUCAAGUGUCGAAACGUCCACUGAGUCCUCCACUGGAGCCCACAGCUCUACGGGCACUCAGAACCAGGAGGGAACUGAUGGGACAUCAUCCCAGACCAGAGAGCACAGUGUGAGCUGGGGUCUGACCACAGCGUCCCCCACUGUCACCAUCAGUACAUCGGAACUGGAUGACUCUCUGACAAAAACUCCAGCGCUGGUUACCGAGGUCUUCCUCACCACUGAACCUGUCACUGCCACAGAGAGAUCACAGAUAACAGAGGUAGACACUUUUAAAUCCACUGCCUCCACCUCCUCCUCCACCACCACUCCCACCCCUCUGCCCCCUGCUACCUCGUCCUUCAGGCUCCUAAGCACCACGAGCAGCUCUACUCCUCCAGAGUCAGCUACUGAGGCCACCAUCCCUCACACGAUACCCUCAACCACAGCCUCCAUCCUGCAGACCUCUGCAGCACAUCCAACUCAACGCUUGUCCCCCAGCUACACCCAGGGGCCCUCGACUGGGGUCACAAACCCCACCAACAUCACCAAACUGCAAGCAGAAACCAGCACUGUCACUCUGGGAGUCACCACAGUCCAAAGCCAACACAUCAGCCCCACCUACACCUCCAGCACACCAAGCAAGAGUACAGAGGCUGUGCAGACGACCGGGAGGCGAGCAGGGAGUGGAGCUACAGAGCUGAUGGUGACAACAUCCCCAACUGGCUUCAGCACCACCAAGGAACCACUUCUACCAAGAAACCCUUGUGUGUCAAACCCAUGUAUGAACGGAGGGACGUGUGUGAGCCAUAACAGGCAUCAAUUCACCUGCCUCUGUCAGCAGGCAUGGACAGGAGUCACCUGCAACCAGGAUGUGGAUGAGUGUGAAAGGGACCCCUGUCCUGUUGGGUCCAGAUGUUUGAACACGAGAGGUUCCUUCAGCUGUGAAUGUCCACUUGGCUUCGAUCUGGAGGACGGUCGCACCUGCACCAGAGCAAAGACAUUUCUGGGAACCUUCAGUAUAAACAGACAGCCGCAUGACCCUGUUGCUUUCAAGAGUGCCACCCUGCAUGAUAUCCAGAGAGAGAUCAUUCAGCUGCUCAAUUCUUCAUUGUCAGUCCUCCGAGGAUACAGUCGCUCAACGCUGAGCAGGAAGGGUGACGACGGGGUUCGUAUCAUAGCUGUCAACAUGUUUUCCAUUUCCACCGAAGUGACGAGUGCAGAGGUCUACAACAGCAUCCAGAUGUUUCUCAACAACUGCAGCUCCUCUUUGGCCCACUGCCGGAUGGUGCUGCACCACCAGCUCACAUAUCACCAGGACAGUCUGUGUGUGGCCCAGAAGACUCAGUGUGAUAAAGAGCGCUCUUCAUGCGCAGACAACAGCGGCACGGCCUUCUGCCAGUGUCUGCCAGGAUACUACAAACACAACCCUGAAGACCUGUCCUGCUUAGAAUGUGGGGAUGGCUACAAACUGGAAAAUGGCACCUGUGUUCCGUGCAAGUUUGGAUUUGGAGGAUUCAACUGUGGAAAUUUCUACAAGCUGAUUGCAGUCGUGGUGUCACCUGCAGGUGGCGCUCUGCUCCUCAUCCUCUUCAUCGCCCUUAUUGUCACCUGUUGCAAAAAAGACAAGAAUGACAUCAACAAGAUUAUCUUCAAGAGCGGGGACAUGCAGAUGUCCCCGUAUGCAGACUUCCCGAAGAGUAACCGCAUAUCCAUGGAGUGGGGGAGGGAAACCAUAGAGAUGCAGGAGAACGGCAGCACCAAGAACCUUCUACAGAUGAAUGACAUUUACUACUCUCCUGCACUGCGUAACUCAGACCUGGAGAGAAACGGCCUCUACCCGUUUACCGGUCUACCAGGCUCUCGCCACUCAUGCAUCUAUCCAGCCCAGUGGAACCCCUCCUUUAUCAGUGAUGAUUCACGAAGAAGAGACUACUUUUAACAGCCCCACCUUUAAUACACAAACACACACACAUAGAAACUCCCCAUCCCUUCUCCUAGCUCUGAUGAUGUGUCAUGAUGGGGGUCUUUCACAGCGUAAAUGCAAAUACAUUAGCACCACUGUUUUUUUUUUUUUUGGAGAGAACAUUUGACCAUCUCCGUUCAUGAUGCUACUGUGUGUGUGUGUGUGUGUGUGUGUGUGUGUGUGUGUGGGGGUGUGUGUGUGUGUGUCUGCACAUACAUGAACUUGCACAUUUUUGCAAGUGAAAUGUUUCCUCAGAGUGCUCCUGUGGGACCACUUCAGUGUUUUUGCAUGUUUUAGCUCAUUUACUCAAACACACACAUUACAAGCUGCUGGGAUGUUGAAGACUGUUUAAUGUGUAUUUCAGCCUGCCGGGCAGUCACCGAUUCCCAUUUACUUCAAUGUGUGAUGAAAAGCAAUUUGCAGAUCCUUUAAAUGAGUCUGAGGUCGUUGAUCCGUGACAGUAAACAUCAUAUCUGUCAUAUCAUAAAUGAUGUUGUUGCCGCCUGGUAAUGCAAUGCCUAAGAAAAAAUGUGCACUGCACAUUAAUGAAGGCAGAUGUGAUGCUUAUUGUGCCCAUGAAUAAAAGAGAGUUAUUGACUUGCCAAGGUUUGGGGGGAAAAAAACGCUUUUGAAUUAAUUUGAAAACAGCAGUUAAGCAUUGAAAUGGUCCUUCAAUUUCUGAACUUUAAAUGUGUGUGUCACUGUUGUGAUUUAAAAACAUAAAAUAUUGAGGGAACAAGACUUUUAACAGACCACUGACUGACACCCAAAGAACUGAUAUUUUUAGAAACUGAGGAAGGACUUUGAAUCCCGAUGCCAACGUUUAUUUAUUCCCUAAAUGUCUAAAUGGUUGACAUGUAGCAUGAUAGACAUCUCAUAAAUACACACUGAUAAACUGUACAUGGAUGAACCUGUGGCUUUAAAUGCACGAGUGUGUGUGUGUGUGUGUGUGUGUGUGUGUGUGUGUGUGUGUGUGUGUGUGUGUGUGU
Molecule: messenger RNA, 5686 nt
Organism: Labrus bergylta (ballan wrasse)
Lineage: Eukaryota; Metazoa; Chordata; Actinopteri; Labriformes; Labridae
Gene: heg1
Product: heart development protein with EGF-like domains 1
Biological process (GO): heart development
Molecular function (GO): calcium ion binding
Source: RefSeq, a predicted model, not a curated record